Diplodia corticola is the source of this 2340-nucleotide messenger RNA. RefSeq names its product c6 transcription factor. Lineage: Eukaryota; Fungi; Ascomycota; Dothideomycetes; Botryosphaeriales; Botryosphaeriaceae. Bases 1 to 2340 code for a protein of 779 amino acids. The record is from RefSeq and is a predicted model, not a curated record. Gene Ontology annotation, molecular function: DNA-binding transcription factor activity, RNA polymerase II-specific; zinc ion binding; DNA binding. Gene Ontology annotation, biological process: regulation of DNA-templated transcription; DNA-templated transcription. The transcript has 8 exons.
AUGGCUACCCUUCUCGUCCCGAGCGGUCAGCCUACCCAUCCCGCGUGCGAUCUGUGCUAUGCCCGGAAGAUCAAAUGCGACAGAAAUGAUCCUUGUGGCAAUUGCGUCGACUCCAAAGCAAGCUGUCUGAGGACCCGCCCCAAGCGCGUCGGAAGGCCGCGCCACUCUGCACCCGCCGGAGCGGAUGGCAAGACAGAUUCCAUCAUCACCCGCUUGUCUCGCCUGGAGACCUCCGUUACCCGUUUGGCCGCUUCCCUGUCAAAGGAAAAGGACGCCGGGGAAGACGCCGACGCUGCUUCCCCCGCUGAUCCAAAUGACGGCGCCGCUGUGAAAGACGCUGCAGCUUCACGAAGUCAUGCCGGCUCCAGUCCAGGUCAAGAGUCGACAGCCCGUUCCGCCAAAAGGGUGAGGCUGGAGAGCCCCGCUGCUUCGCCCCCUCCAGAAACCGGUCCCAGACCAGAAGCGGGUGGAGAAGCCGAGUCCGUUACCCGUCCUGCCUCCAAAGCCACCGAGCAUGAUUUCGUCGUGGCCACAGAGCUCGAAGCUCAAAGUUUCAUCCAGGGUGAGCUUGCAGACGCCUCGACAUCCAUCGGUGUUGACCGACGCUCCGUCCUGGAGGCUGCUCUGGACUUCAUCGGCGAGAUGGAGCACCCUCCAGUCAAGCGCCGCGUCAUGGACACUGGUCAAUGUGCCGUGGAAAUAUCCGACUGUCUGGUUUCACCAGCCCCUGAGUUCUUCCACAUGAUCCUUUCAGAGUCCCAACGCAUGUAUCCAGCCGCGUAUGACUUGGAGUUCUCGACGUAUAUCUCACGAGAUACCUUGGAGCGUAUGGCUCUAGCCUUGUACAACAGAAGCGCGGAUGAACAGACACUGCUUCAAUAUGCCGUCUGUGUGAACGCCUGCGCCGGAACCUUCCUGUCGCACCUCCCGGAAUACGGAGAAAGCACCGACAUGCAGCGCGCUCUUGAAAAAUCCAAGGAUGACUAUCUGAGAAGAGCUUUGAAUGCCAUGAACUACAUUGGUAUCCUAGCGACCCCGUCGCUUGCUCUGCUGCAAGCGCUUUUGAUGGGCACUACCUUGUUUCAAAAACUGGGUGAUACGUCCAAGUGUUGGAUGUUGGCCUCGAACGCAUGUCGGGUUUGUAUUGCUCUCGGACUGCAUCACAGCCAGCCUCGCGCCCCGCCAAACGACCAGCUUUCAUCAGAGGAUAAAGAACUCCGGGCGUGUUUCUUGUGGAGCUACAUCUUUGACAAGGGCCUGGCAAUGAGUCUUGGCCGACCUGUUUGCAUGCCCAUCUGGGAUGUUCCCGAGGACAUCAUUGCACCCAUUGACCCACAACACCCAUUCUCCGCAUUUGUACAGGUACUGUUCAGGUUUGCAAAGGUUCAGGCCACCAUUGUAUGUGAUUUGCAUUUUCAACCGGCCCAAGGCUACUCGCCGCAACGAAAAGAAGCCGCCAUCAGCUCGCUGAAGCGGCAUAUGGACUGCAUUCAGAACCAAGUAGUCGAAAUUCGAGCCUCCCCCCCGCACUCCUCGGAUGCCUUUUUGAUGAGCGAAUGGAUCUCGCUUGACUUCGUCUAUCAUUCGAUCAUGACGGUGAUUCUUCGCUUCGACACUGGCGUCACAAUAGACCCCAUCAAACGCGAAGAGUGUCUUGACCACGCUCGGAGAGCUUUCGUUGCCCUUCGAAACCUCAAAACCCACAUUACAACGUGCAUGAACGGCAAGACCUUUGCCUCCUUCUUACCCUGGACCGUCCUGUACUAUCCUCUUCGCCCGUAUUUUGUCCUGUUCUGCAAUGUUGUCGCUACCUCUCAUGCAGGUGACUUUGCACUGAUGAAAGAGUUCACCGACAUCCUUAUGGAGCUUCCGAACCUUAACUCAUCUGCACAGCGUCUCCAGAAGCUUUGUGCCACACUCGUCGGUCUAUGUACCCCACUUGUUCAACACACACAAGAGCAACAAAACUCAGCCCGAACCAACACCCGCUCCAACAAGAAAACCGGUGGCAAUGUAAUUUCCGACCUCGAGAAGUCGCAGCAGAUGCUGCACAACGGCAUGAUCGGUGACGGUGGAAUAUCGGUAGAUGGGAUAGGCACUGAUUCCGGGACAUCGAUCGGCUCGUGGUUCCAACACAGUAUGCUGAAUGGUGACGCAGCAGCCGGAGGAGUCGGAUCCCCGGGUCCACAUGAUAUCAACGCUUCCGGGCGCAUGAGCUCAAGUGAGGAGAUGCUGAACGCCUUGUUCGACGUUCAACCGAGUCUAGAUUGGCUGGGGAGUGACGUAUUUGGGCAGGGGACGAACUGGACGGACUUUGAUGGCGGGUUCAGCAUGAAUUGA